Molecule: messenger RNA, 1160 nt
Organism: Tigriopus californicus
Lineage: Eukaryota; Metazoa; Arthropoda; Copepoda; Harpacticoida; Harpacticidae
Product: methionine adenosyltransferase 2 subunit beta-like
Exons: 5
Coding region: 27-1067 (346 amino acids)
Biological process (GO): S-adenosylmethionine biosynthetic process
Cellular component (GO): methionine adenosyltransferase complex
Molecular function (GO): methionine adenosyltransferase regulator activity
Source: RefSeq, a predicted model, not a curated record
UUACGUAUUGAGCAAAGAGUAAGUGUAUGUACUUCAGGAGACUUGGAAGUGCACUCUGUCCACUGAAAACCACUCCCGUUCUCCGUUCUGCCCUGUUGUCCGAUUUAGAUACUUCAUUCCAUCGUUCAGUGAAGACUACCAAUAUGAGUGGGUCGCCAUCGGUUCUCGUGACCGGGGGAUCCGGGUUAUUGGGUAGAGCCUUGAUGACAACCAUCGAGAGCUCUGGGAAGUGGUCCAGUGUGACCGGCACAGCUUUUUCGAGAAAUGGAGCCAAUUUAGUCAAACUGGACUUGACGGACCUGGAUGGGGUGAAGAAAUUCAUCGAGGAGACCAAACCCACAUUUGUGGUUCAUGCAGCCGCUCAGAGGUUCCCGGACAAGGUGGACAAAGACUUGGAAGCUGCUACUAAACUGAAUGUCGAGGCCACUCAAGUACUCGCCAAAGCGAUAAAUUCCUAUGGUGGUAAAAUGAUCUACAUCAGUACGGACUACGUUUUUGAUGGCAAGGCGGCUCCCUACAAAGUCUCCGAUCAAACCAAUCCCGUGAAUAUCUACGGCAAACUCAAGCUGGACGGAGAGCUGGCCACCCUGGGAGUGGAUCCGGAGAACCUCGUGCUCCGAAUCCCGGUGUUGUAUGGACCGGUGGAAUAUUUAGAAGAGAGUGCUGUCACCGUGCUAUUCAAACUUCUGCUCUCGCCCACGGACCAGGACGUGGUCUCUGAUUACGAAAUCCGACGACCCUCACAUGUGGACGACAUUGCCUUCGUGGUCCAGAAGCUCCUCGAGGAGAAACACAAGAGAGGUAUUGAGAUCCAAGGGAUUUAUCAGUGGUGUGGAUUGGAGGCCUUGACCAAAUUUGGUAUGGUUCAGAUUAUGGCGAGGGCGUUGAAAAAGGAUGUCAAGACAAUCAAGGGGAAUGCCGAGAAACCACCGGAAACUGGGACUCAGAGACCUUAUGACACGACGAUGGACACUUCCCGCCUCCAAGAGUUGGGCAUCGAGCAUCACACCCCUUUCGAAGUGGGUGUGGCAAGCGUGCUCGAGAAAUGGAAUCAAAAGUCGAAUUGAACAAUUAUUUCCCUUUGUAUUUACUGUAUACGAUUGUAAGUUGAGAUUUAGACGAACGGAUUUUAAGACGAUAAUAAUAUCAAUUGCAUCACA